AUGCGCGUGUCCACUUGGAGCAGAUGUUGCGCUGUGAUGUUCCUGCUGAGCUCCGUGAAGACGCGCGCGCCGCAGCUUCCAGAGGCGCGGCCGAAGCCGAACUCCAUCAGGCCGGGGCUGCCAGAAGAAAGUGGCGCACAUCUGGCAGCUGGGAACCGAACCACUCCUGUCACCAAGAAGCGCACGAUCCUGCCACAGCAGGUGUAUCCGUGCAGUAACGACAAGGAGUGCAGCGUGGGCAGCUACUGCGACAGCCCUCAACAGGCGCCGUCUCGCUGCCGCACGUGCCGCAGGAGGAAGAAGCGCUGCCACCGGGACGCCAUGUGCUGCCCCGGGAACCACUGCAGCAACUACAUUUGUGUGUCCAUCGCUGAGAGUGUCCUCUCGCCUCACAUCUCAGCAUUAGAUGAUCCCAGAACAACCAAAGAGCAGAGCUGGAGGAGGAAAGGGAAAGCUCAAGCUAAGAUUACUCCCAAAGGUCACGAGGGCGACUCUUGCUUACGCUCAUCUGAUUGUCUGGACGGCUACUGCUGCGCUCGUCAUUUCUGGACAAAGAUCUGCAAACCGGUGCUGAGGCAGGGAGAGGUGUGCACCAAGCAGAGGAAGAAAGGCGCUCACGGCCUGGAAAUCUUCCAGCGCUGCGACUGCGCCAAGGGCCUCUCCUGCAAGGUGUGGAAAGACGCCACCUCCUCAUCCAAGUCCCGGCUGCACAUGUGCCAGAAGAUCUGAACGUCGGGGCAGCGGCCGUGGGCUCUGAACUGUCUCAUCUGCCACAGAAUUUAUUUUGUUUUUUUGGAAGAAGAAGUUGUGGCUUCAUUGAAAAGGAGUGAAAGACUACACUCCUCCAGUGGAGAACAGAUGGAAGUGGUCCAUCCC
This is a messenger RNA of Nematolebias whitei (Rio pearlfish), 876 nucleotides long. RefSeq names its product dickkopf WNT signaling pathway inhibitor 2 (gene dkk2). Gene Ontology annotation, cellular component: extracellular region. Lineage: Eukaryota; Metazoa; Chordata; Actinopteri; Cyprinodontiformes; Rivulidae. Gene Ontology annotation, molecular function: co-receptor binding; receptor antagonist activity. The transcript has 4 exons. Gene Ontology annotation, biological process: multicellular organism development; negative regulation of canonical Wnt signaling pathway. The record is from RefSeq and is a predicted model, not a curated record. The coding region runs from base 1 to 729 and encodes 242 amino acids.